AUGUAUAACACCGACAAACAAAAAAAACAAGCACCAUUUAUUAAACCAUUAAGUUAUGAUCCAAAUAAUUUCGUUAUUUUACAACGAUAUAUUAAUUCAUUGAUAAUUUCAGGACAAUAUCCAUCUGGUGAUAAAUUUGAUAUGUGUGAUCGUUUUGAAAGUGCAUUUACAAGUGAUGCAAUUAAUUUAAAUCAAAAUUAUAUUAAUGGAACAGUUGAAGAUCGUAUUCAUAUUGCACAUAAUGUAUCAGAUUAUAGUGGACCAGCUUUUGAAAUACCUUACUCAAUAUUAUUACCAAAACGAAGCCAAGUUACAAAUUUACUUGUUCCUGUAUGUCAUGCAGCUUCUCAUGUUGCAUAUGCCGCUACUCGUGUUGAACCUCAUUUUAUGUUAUCAGGUGGUGCUUCUGGAUAUGCAGCUGCUUAUUCAAUAUUAAAUGGUACUAUUGAUGUACAAGCAGUUAAUAUUAAACAAAUAUUAAUAAAUGAUGGAGUACUUUUACAUUAUCCACAAGGACAUUGUAAUGAAUAA
Molecule: messenger RNA, 531 nt
Organism: Adineta steineri
Lineage: Eukaryota; Metazoa; Rotifera; Eurotatoria; Adinetida; Adinetidae
Source: the annotation of a GenBank genome assembly